UUUGGCUUUGCCUCCCAUCAGGUAAGGCACCUGUAUAUCUGCGAUUUCCACAAAAAUUUCAUCCAGAGCGUACGGAAUAAACGAAAGAGGAAGACAAGUGACGAUGGCGGCGAUUCUCCGGAGCAUGACACCGACAUUCCUGAGGUCGAUCUGUUCCAGCUGCAGGUGAACACUCUACGACGUUAUAAACGACACUACAAAUUGCAGACCAGACCAGGCUUCAAUAAGGCCCAGCUAGCAGAAACCGUCAGCCGACACUUCAGGAACAUACCCGUGAAUGAGAAAGAGACCCUAGCCUAUUUCAUCUACAUGGUGAAGAGUAACAAGAGCAGGCUGGAUCAGAAAGCGGAGGGCGGCAAACAGCUCGAGUGAAGGCGCACCUGGAGGUGGCGUGCCUGAUGGCCAGGUGAUGGUUAAGUCCAUGAAGACUGUUCAGUUUCAUUGUAAAUAAAAAUGUUUGAUGAAUACUGUACAUCUUUUUGGCCGGGAGGAUCAUAUUCUCAUGAUUCAGCAUGUGUAUAGAAAGAAUUUCCUUUUUUGAAGAAAAAAAUGGAUCAUAAAAAGAUAGAAGAUAGAAAAACUAUGUAUUGCAGCAAUUAACAAAGCAUUAAGUCAAUUCUACUGGAAAUGUGGGAUAAAAAAAAUAGCAACUUAUAGUGCCAGGCUGCCACAGCGUGAGCUGCAGCAAGGCCUGGCGGCAGGUUGGACUUGUACACUGCCCUCUGGGGACCUACAAGCUUCCCUUCACUGAAAGCUUUGUUCAUCAGCAAGUCAGUUUGGCGCUGGUCCUCCUCAUCGCUCUGUGCUCCUAGUAGGAGGGAAGCACCCAGUCAGGAUUGGUCAGCAAAUUGCCAGCUUAGUGCCAGUCUUGUCACAGCUGCUUCACACCUCUGGUAACUGAGGUGACUACUGCCAUUCCUCUUGCUUGCCACUUCACCGCUAGCAAACCCUGAUGCUCAGCACAGAGAUUUCAAAAUCAAAGCCAGAUGUUAGGGGGCAGUCGGAUGUUCAGAGCUGCAUGUUCAUCUUCCAGAACCAUGAAUAUAAAGGCCGUCACAGGAAAACAAGUCCUUUGCAGCCCCUCGGCAUCACUCUGGGGCAAGGUUGCUUUUAUGGCUUCAGCUGUUCCCCUAGGACAUGGCUGCUUUACAUGACUCGGGGCUAAUGUCUCAGAGGUGCCAGUCCAGCUACCAGGGAAGCUGCCCGGCAGUACUGUGGAGGAGAGUCGGGAGCUCAUGGCUCAGCACUGUGGCCACCCUGCCUCCAUGAGUCCACAGUCGUAACCGCAAAGGCCAUGCCACUGAUGAUCAUGUUUGUGUGUGAUUUGGCUCCCUCUGAGGGAGAAAGUGCUAAAAUUAUUUUCUAAGAAAGUAUUAAUAAUUAACUUUAAAAAAAUACAUUCAACAAGUCAGAUUCUUCUCUCUAAUUAUAUCAGAGCCAAAGUCUCCUGUGAAAACAAAGCUUUAUCCAAAAGCAUGCUUUUUCAAAUUUUGUAAUCAGGGUGUUGAAGGGCAGAGGGUGGGAAGAAAUAAAGGCAUUUGGAUUUGGAUUUCUGGCCAUCUUGCUGCAUAUCAUGGUCAAAAGUGUCAUUUUCCCUCUCAGCUUCAAGUCUGAGUUCUUUGUUAAGCCUUACUCAUAGGAGGAACGGCAGGCUGCCUAGCAGAGAGCCUUCCUGUUGCUUAGACGGCCUAAUCUCAGCGCCAACACAGAGGAGGCAGGGCUUCUGUCCCAGGGGAGUAGGUGGCAGUGCCUGAAGGCCACCCCCCCUUUCCCCGGGCAGAGCACACGCCCUCUGUGGGUGGGUUCAGCCACAAACGGAAACGACUUGUGUGCCCCUGCAGCCAAGCUUUCACCAGUGUUCAACUGCACGUUUAUCAGAUUGCUGCCUUUUCAAAUGUGUCAAUGAAUAUGCUCUGGGCCGUGUGGGAACAUAUGUUCACACCCUCCUGGUUGCGGAGAACGGUCAAGGUGCUCUCAUAGUGUUUUCCACAUUCAGAUUCAGUGUGUAUCUGGAGAUUUCCUAACUGCUUAACAGCUUGAGAACAUUGGUGGCAUCGGGCAUCCAGAAGGGUCAAAGGUAGGGCGUAUUUGGCUUUUUUCCUUGCAGGCUGAGUUAGAAAGGCUCAGAAGACAUCCCACAGCACGCCCCUGUGUUUGCCAGUGCCGAGUGUUUCCUCGCAGGGCUGCUGGGGCCUGUCGGCUGAGGGCUCAGUAACCUGCCGUCUGGAUACCUCCACAGUUUUUUAGAAGCAUUUUUUUCUCUAACAUUGAGCCCGAAAUUGUCAGACAAGGCAGCGUGUCACUGUCUCUCUAACAGCCGAUCUGUGUUCCCAGUGGAGACAGUGCAUUUCUCUACAGCAAGCUGUGGUGUCGGAAUCCAUCUGCUUACGUGCCGUUCCGAAGGGGCGCUGAGGGAAGCACUGCACCUUCAGCCGGAUCCCGUGCUCGCGCUCACUCCAGGCCCAGGCCGGCUUGCCUCUAAAGGAAGGUGCUUAUGGAAAGCGAAGGUUGUGGGUAGCUUUUCCUUCUUUGAAAAUAGGUCAGGUGAGAGAAAAGGCAGAAACCAUCUGAACUUUUUUCCACCCCCAUGUGCAAAACUCUGUUUUCUCAUCAAGCCACUUGCCUUAGUCUCUCCUGCCAUUUCUGCUGGCUUGAUCUGUGGCCACAUGGCUUCUGCCAGUGAGAGAGGGCCAGGCCUCCCGAGCAGCGGGCUCCGGCUGGCUUCACUGAGCAGGGGGCCUCGGGAGGAGUAAGUUCAUCUGGGCUGCUGGGUUUGUACACCACCUUCCUCCACCUGUGACCAGCAGCGCUGCCUUCUUUCCUCUUGGUGCUCCUGGGCAAAACUGGAAUCCAAAAUCUAGAAUGGGCACUGUCAUCUCCUUAGAAACGCACUGUUCCUGCCCUGGCCUGGCCUCGUAUGUGACUUUCAUAGACCCGGAGGUUGUCACAAGGACACACCACUAUCCUGCCAUUCAUGUGACUUUGUUUUAAGGUCUUUAAAGCCAAACAGACAAACUUCUCAUGUCAAUGAACAGACUCUUCAUUUGGCACCAGCAUGUGAAAGGAUCACUCAUGGCCGAAUCCCAGGAAGGGUUGAGAACCAAAGGAUUCAAGACCAGUGUUGUAACUGCACUCAUGUGUUACACCUGCCAAGUGAUUGGGGCUCCUGUCAUAGUUAAUAGUCACUGAGAGCCUUUCAGGGAAUGGAUAUUAAUCACUGUUUGCUGCCAGAAUGUUGUGUCUAGCUUCGGUAUCUGGGCUGUUUCUUUUUUGUUGUUGUUAAUAUCUUACAGAGCAGCUGUCUGGUGGGGAAGAGAAGGUGAGAGGAAACUUGGGGGGUCUUUCCUGUUAAAGCAGGCUGCCCCAGGUAUGUAUUCCAGAGGGGCGACUCUGUAGAAAUCAUCAGAAGACACUGUAAAGACUCAGCCAUUACAAUGAUAAGCUCUGAGUGGGGAAGGACCUGUGUGUCAUCCAGCCUGGGCUCUCCAUCACUGCUUACAAUCUGUCCACAACCGCGCCACCAUAGGACCAGAGAACUCACUACCUCUUGGGGAGCCUGUUCUAUCUCUGUAAACCACUGGCUCUCCUGCAUUCUCCGUCAUCUCCAUCUUAGUCUCUGCCCCAUCAGGCCCCACUAAACAAGCUGCCAAUUGGCUGUGCUUCCCGAAAACUGGCCCGUGCCGUUCUUCAUAGGAGCAUGUCAGGGAGCGCCCUGCUUGUGUUCUCCAUGAACCUGGUGGAAUGGGGUAGGGGCAGGCACUGUCAGCCUGCUUUAAAAAAGUGACCGGAGAUGACAGGAUGUAUUCUGUGUCCGUCUGUGUCUCCCCUACCCCCACCCCCCACCCCAAAUUGAUGUUGCCAGUUUCACUUAGGACCCAUUUCAGGUGACUUUUAAAAUAUUACCGUUGUUCCAUGUGGAGUCUAGAGGGUCCAUGGCUGCCAGCGGCCGGUCCAUUAAAUACAGCUCUGCAGGUUCACACACUGCUUUUAUUGAGAAAGCAAAGCCUGGAGCUUGAGGAGGAAACCGUAUGUUUCAGGCGCAGAACAAGGCCAUAGUUUCUGGCUGGAAAGCCCAUGAAGGGUGCUUUGGUUCAAUCCUCUAGUCUUAGAGAUGGGAAAACUAGACCUGAGGGCCUGGCAUCAGGGCUGGCUUCUCGUUUUCCCGGCUUGCAGACUAACGUCUUCAGUCCAGGCUGAAGCCAGUUGCCCUCACAGUCUUGAGACCUUGCAACUGAGCCCGUUCCCAAGGUCAACUGGCCCUCAAGGACUAUGAGAGGGCUUGCGGAACUCAAGGUUGAGUCUAGUCCGAGGUCAGAGUGCGGAAGCCGUGGAGGGAGAAGAAAGUUUGUCCUAGCAUCCAGAUUCUCACAGAACGGGCUAGUCGGAUCGGGGUGCAGCCUCACAGUCCUCCUUACUAAGCUGGGCCAUCAACGGAGAGACAGCUGAGCUCAAGGACAUGCCCUGGGGAGCCUGAUGCCUUAGGAGAUGCCCCUUUACCGCCUUUUACUGCAUUACAGACUGCCCCACCAUCUCGGGGAGGAGGCGUUCUGAGGUGUACCUAGCCUGGGGUGAGGGAGGAGGACCCAUUCUUGAGGUAGAAAUGCCUGCCAGCAGCUCUCUCCUCCUGCUGCGUCUUCACACUGACUCUCCGGAUGCCUCACUUAAGGAACACACGUUGCCAAUGACAGCGGGCUGGGCUGGAGCCCUGUGUCUGCAUUUCUAUUAUCCGUUACUAUGCCUGACAGAGUGCAUUGUGGGGAGUUUGUUUGGAGGUUUGUUUUUGCUCUUUUUCUUCCCCCACUUUAUUUCAUUUUUAACUGCCUUACUGAAAAGCAAGUGCCCUUCCAUCCCAGGCUUCUUCCUGUUGUACUUUUUCCUGCCAAAUUUGGGAGAUCAUUUGUAUUUUGAUCUUUGUAACCUAUGGCUCUGUACUGUUGAAAGGCGGUCAAUUCUGUGGGGUCUCCUGAGUAUACAUCUGACUUCUCGUGUUGUAACAGCACACAGAUGGGAUGGCCCCCCGUCGCUCUGAAUAAACGAUCUGAAUGAAUCACAA
Molecule: messenger RNA, 5053 nt
Organism: Echinops telfairi (small Madagascar hedgehog)
Lineage: Eukaryota; Metazoa; Chordata; Mammalia; Afrosoricida; Tenrecidae
Gene: SAP30L
Product: SAP30 like
Exons: 3
Biological process (GO): regulation of DNA-templated transcription
Cellular component (GO): histone deacetylase complex
Molecular function (GO): transcription coregulator activity; protein binding
Source: RefSeq, a predicted model, not a curated record